Molecule: messenger RNA, 6146 nt
Organism: Phacochoerus africanus (Common warthog)
Lineage: Eukaryota; Metazoa; Chordata; Mammalia; Artiodactyla; Suidae
Gene: GJC1
Product: gap junction protein gamma 1
Exons: 3
Coding region: 454-1644 (396 amino acids)
Biological process (GO): cell communication
Cellular component (GO): connexin complex
Source: RefSeq, a predicted model, not a curated record
CGCCGCCGAGGGCUUCCCGCCGAGCCCGGAGGGGCGUCGCGACACGCAGCCCGCCACUGCCCCCGGCUCGCCCUUCCCCUUUGUCCCCAGGCGCGCGGUUCCCAAAUUGGGAGGGAAAACGGCUCGAGGGUGGGCCCGGGCCGCGGCGGCCGCGCCGGGUGGGCGGGGAGCCCGGAGGACCUGGGCGCGCACUUCGGCGGUGCUCGCAACUCCUCGGGCGGUUAGGGGCGCAGCGCCGCGCCGGGGCGCUUCGCGGGCUGGUCUUUGUCUCCGGAUGCUCGGCCCCUGACAGCUCUCCGGGCGACGUGCGGUUCGUCUGGCUCUUUCCUUAUCAUCACUGCCAGGACGCCUGUCUCGAGGGAAUCUGGAAAAGUUGGAAGCAAAGCAUCAUUUCCCUAAGAAAAUUUUGGAUAACAGAAAUUCUGGAUAACAGGGCAAACCAGUUCAGUCACCAUGAGUUGGAGCUUCCUCACUCGUCUGCUGGAGGAGAUCCACAACCAUUCAACAUUUGUGGGGAAGAUCUGGCUCACUGUACUGAUCGUCUUCCGGAUCGUCCUUACAGCUGUAGGAGGAGAGUCCAUCUAUUACGACGAGCAGAGCAAGUUUGUGUGCAACACAGAGCAGCCAGGCUGCGAGAACGUCUGCUAUGAUGCCUUUGCGCCCCUCUCCCACGUGCGCUUCUGGGUGUUCCAGAUCAUCCUGGUGGCAACGCCCUCAGUGAUGUACCUGGGCUAUGCCAUUCAUAAGAUUGCCAAAAUGGAGCACGGCGAAGCAGACAAGAAGGCAGCUCGGAGCAAACCCUAUGCGACGCGUUGGAAGCAGCACCGAGCUCUGGAAGAAACGGAAGAGGACCAUGAAGAGGACCCCAUGAUGUAUCCAGAAAUGGAAUUAGAAAGUGAAAAAGAAAAUAAAGAGCAGAACCAAUCUAAACCUAAGCAUGAUGGCCGACGGCGGAUUCGGGAGGAUGGACUCAUGAAAAUCUAUGUGCUGCAGCUGCUGGCAAGGACCGUGUUUGAGGUGGGUUUUCUGAUAGGGCAGUAUUUUCUGUAUGGCUUCCAAGUCCACCCAUUUUAUGUAUGCAGCAGAGUUCCUUGCCCUCAUAAGAUAGACUGCUUCAUUUCUAGACCCACUGAAAAGACCAUCUUUCUUCUGAUAAUGUAUGGUGUGACAGGCCUUUGCCUACUGCUUAACAUUUGGGAGAUGCUUCAUUUAGGAUUUGGGACAAUUCGAGACUCGCUAAACAGUAAAAGGAGGGAACUGGAAGAUCCGGGUGCUUAUAAUUAUCCUUUCACUUGGAAUACACCAUCUGCUCCCCCUGGCUAUAACAUUGCCGUCAAACCAGAUCAAAUCCAGUACACCGAACUGUCCAACGCUAAGAUCGCCUACAAGCAAAACAAGGCCAACAUUGCCCAGGAACAACAGUACGGCAGCCAUGAGGAGACCCUCCCCGCGGACCUGGAGACUCUGCAGAGGGAGAUCAGAAUGGCUCAGGAACGCCUGGAUCUAGCAAUCCAGGCCUACAAUCACCAAAACAACCCUCAUGGUCCCCGGGAAAAAAAAGCCAAAGUGGGGUCCAAAGCUGGGUCCAACAAAAGCAGUGCUAGUAGCAAAUCAGGGGAUGGGAAGACCUCCGUCUGGAUUUAAUCUGGCUGGGCUUAAAAUCUGUGCUUCUCAUAGUUUAUGGUAAGCAGCAGCUCACUGAAUAAUGACUUCCAUUGAGUAAACAUUUGGCUCUGGUUGUCUUCAGGGAUGCUGUUGGCUCGUGAUCCAAGCUCAGGGGACUCUGAAGGUGGGGCUGGGACAAGGGGGAGAGAACGGGAAACACAGCGUUCCUGGACACACGUUCCAGCAGUAAUACCGUCACAGAACUUUACAUUUGUGUCUUCCAGAUCUGGAAAGGAAAAGAUAUAUUUAAAUCACUCUUGUUGAACAGUUUUUGUAUGUACAGUAUUAUGAUACUUUUUUUUUAGUAUGAGAACUUUUUUUGUAUUUGUACAUUGGACUGCUGUAGUUACACUUUUAUAUUAAAGGGGAAAAAAUCCUUGAGGUCAUGCCUAUUAGGCUAGUGUUAUUAUUUUGUUCAGCAAAUUCUACCCUGGGUUUAAAGUUUUAAUAGAUGCUACACACCUAAUAAAAGUGCCUCUUGUGUUGCAGGGAAGACUUCAGAUAUAUAAGUAGCCAGAGGAGGAUGAGUCAGUUCUCAGUCUUGGAAAGAAAGUCCACAGUUGAUCUAAUCUCUUUGACUUGAGAAAUCUUUGAAUCUCAAUUCUUGUGCCCAGAGUUGUAUCUAGUCUUUGAAAACCAAUUUGUAUUUUCAAAGAAGAGAAGCGAUUUCACUGCAGGAUACCUUUACACAUUAAGCCUCAUCAGUGUAUGCUUUGGUGGUGUGUAUACAGUCAGUUCUUCCAGAAGGCUGGUGCACAAAGCUGCCCUGAUCCAGUAGCUGUGGAGACCCUGGCUAGAACUGUUACUGAGAUUCCUCUAUCACAAAAUAAAGCCACACCUGAAAAAUAAGCCCUGAUAAGGUAUUUAGUUUGUGGACCUAUUGAUUUGCCUUAAAUCUCUAUCCGAAAACCUGCCUCUCUCUGGUUUCCUAAGAAGCCAGUGACGGAUAUUUUCUUUAUAUGUUAACAGUAAAAAUACAGAAAUUCCCUUCUAAGCUAAGAUUAAUUAAAGCUACUUAUACUGCACAUGGCGGAAAGCCUAAAUUCAAAUUCUCUAUUUUUUUAUAAUUUACCGUGGAACUUUCAUAAUACACAUAUUUCUGCCAGUGUAGGUUUCUGUCUGAAAGACCAGUCAGACCUGGAAUUCUAUCUGUAAAUAGACAUAAAGAGAAUUUCAGUAUUUAUUCGCUGUAGGCGUUAUCUUUUUGUCAGUGACAACCGUUAAUGUUCACAUAACACUUGUAGUUUGCAGUAGUAUUUUAUUGCCAUUUUCAACCUCAUGUUGGAGAGUUUUGCUCUCCUGUCAUGUUCACACAUCAUUUGUUUUAUAGUUUAUGAGCUUCUGAGUAAGAGCUUGGUAAAGAUUUAAAGGAGAGGGUAUUUGCUUCACCAGGGAGCAUUUCAUUUGGGGUAUCUCACUCUAACAGAAGUUGUUGCAAGCCAUCUCCAACUUUGAAAUUCCAAAAGUGUUAUUCUUUUUAUGUCUUAAUUUUUAAAUGUCAGUUUUCCAUUAUGUAGGAGGAGUCUAGAACAGCAUCCUUUGUGCAGUUCUUUUUUUUCUUUGUUGUUCUCCAUUGCAUUUCUCACCCCCCCCCCAAAAAAAAGUUGAAAAUUUAAGCUUAGUUCUAGCCAUGCAUUUACCUUUAUUUUGCUUUUUUUUAAUUUGAAAUUUUAGCCUAGAGAAGCUCCUCAGGAUCUCUAAACACUUAAGCAAAAGGUAAAUUCCAGUGAGGCUAAAGAGGAAAUUUUGGAAAAUGAUUUAUACAUGUAUGUAUCCUGGAUAAUUAAUCAGCAUGCACAGUUUCCUUCAAACCAGAUGUUUAAUAAGAAAAUUCAAAUAAUUAUUCUAAAACAGGCAUUAAAUAUUUAAGUCUAGCUAGGAUUAAGAACAACCAAUUAAUUCUUAUGUCAGUAGAACUUAAUGCAUAUUUCUUAAUUGAAGGACAGAAAAAAAUACCCGUACAUUCACGUCCAUCUCUUCAGAGCCUGAAGGAGAAGAGAGUGGCUUUGCCAGUGGAAAGAUUGGGGAUUUGAGAGUGAUGGAGAGGGAAGGAGUCAAGCAGAAAUGCCAGGCAGACAUUUGGCGCCAGAAGCAUCCACUUAGUUUCUACAAAGAGUGCCCCUGGUGUUUCAUCUUGGCUUAUUCUGAUGAGAAUGUUAUCUUUUGUGUCUGGAUAAUUCUUGAACUUCCUGAAGUACAUAGAAAGCUAUUCUGACUCACUUCGCAUGUGUUAAAGUCUAUUUUUAUUCUCUUACUAAAGUUCCAAUUAUGACAUAGGUUUCCCAGCUCUCACUGCUUUCUUGGUCCAUUUCUUUCAGCCUUUGAACAUGUGAGUUUGCCAAAGCCAUUCUCCCCUAAUAACAUGUCAUGGACCUACAUUAAGAAAACGUGUAGCUUAGCCCAUUAACUGGGUCUACAUUGAAUCCAUAAAAAUGCUGUGCCAGUUAACUGCCCUGGACCUUACAGGUGUAUGUGUAAAAUACCUGUCGGUAGUUUUUUCCUAUCAAAAAUCAUAUUCCUUUGAAUUACUGUAUAAGACCUGCUCUGUCAUAUGACAUUUGCUUCUCGUAAUAGAAUUUGAGUGCUUAGUCCUUCACAGAGUACAAUCAGGCUACGAUCAACAUGUUUCUAUUCCUUAACCUACUACUGGAUUUAUUCGGAUGCGGUGUGUCCUUUGCACAUCUUUGUUAUUCUGAAGAGAUUUGUAAAACAAACAGGCUUUUUUUUCUUGUCAAAUGUGAGGGAAGAAUUAUUAGAUAACUUUUUCUCCUAAAGAAAUGUUAAUAUUCGUUUUGUGGCUUCUUCUUUGCUUUAUGACUUCGUUUUCCCUGUUUCUAUAUUUGUUUAUUUAAAAUCACAAGUGUUAUUUCCUAAGAAGUCAGUUUUUCUGAUGAUUUUCCUCAACUGAUGUCUAUAGAAUUACUUUUGAUAGAAAUGAACUUUGCCAUCUAAAAACAGUUCUCACAGGUUAGGGGCUUUCACAUCUCUCUUUCAGAAGGACACCUGUAUCUUUAAAGAGAAAAGUCGUCAUUAGGUACCUUAACUGUCAUGCCUUCGUGGUAUGAAAUUAGGCAGUUCUUUUUACCCUUCCAAGUUCCACAGCCACUUACCUCUCAAGUGUUAGGAGGUAGUUGGAGAAAGUCUCUGGUACAAGGCCAAAUAAAAGGCCAACUCUUAUUAUUGGUGGUUUGAGCUUGGAGCUUCAGAAGAAAUAGCUGAAAGAACUGUGUGAUGUAGUAAGAGGUCCUUCAGUGCCCUUUAUCCCAGGAAUCAGUGAUUGGUUAAAACACGUAACUUGCUCUAAGCAUUUAUACCAAGAAUGGACUUAAAUGUUAUUCCUAUUAGUCAUACCUUUGCUUUAUCCAUUACGUUUAUAAAUGUCCGUGUUUUAUGCUGUCUCAUUUAAAAGACAGUACACUUCUAAAAAUAACACCUAUAGUUUAUCAUAAAAUCUUGGCCAGCCAGUUUUUGGUAAAAGGCAAGUGUGUUAUACUUGAACCUACUUCAAGAGAUGCCUUUUUAUAAAGGAAAGGUUUUACCCAACUGUGAAGAAAAGUACCUGAAGUCAUAGACACACAGUUGCUGGUCAUUUUGAUUGGAAGGGUUCAGAUAUUAAUUUUAUCUUUAUAAAAUCAUGUAAUUUCAUGAAGAAUCUUACCACCCGAAAACAAUAAAGCCCCUGUAGAUAUACAGUGUAGAGUUUUGAGAGGAACUAUUUCAACUCACCUAUAUAUCAUAAAUCUGUAAUAAUUCACAGUCACCAUUAAAUGUUAGAAUCAUUAAGUUGACUUGCAUACUUGUCGCUCACUCUGGCCACGUAUCAUGGAGAAUUAGAAGAUUUUAUUUGUUGUCUCUAAUGCAGUUGUGUUCUGUUGUUUUAAUAAUGAUGUUAAGCAAGUGUGGUUCACGUACAUUCCAUGUUAAUAAUCAUACUUUUUAAAGAAGCAGUCCACGUAUUCCAAAAUUCAAGAGUCCAAACAAAAGAAAGCCCUACUUGCAUGUGAAAUCUCUACAGAAGUAAAAAGUAAACGAGUUCUGCAUUUCAGGGUUGGCAUGUCGAACCAGCAGAGACGUUGGGCUAUAUGCUUCCGAGAUGGAAAUGUUUUCCUUUAUUGUACUCUCAAUUGUGUUUCUUUAAUAAACCUUGCAGAAGUCUCUACCUCAGGCACUAAGUGUUAGAUAUGGUUAGCAUACUGAUACCGAAAAACUUAGCUAGGACUUCCAACCUUUUAAAAUAAUUUAAAUGUAAAAUUCAACUGUUAACCAGCAAUUUAUGUCAUGUGAUGUGCAGUUUGGAUAUUGUAUGAACAGCUAAGGAAUUACCUAUUCUAGUGCCAAAGAUGACUCGUUGCUAAUUUUGUUCUGUAUAGGUGAUGUAAAUCUUUAUGGUGGGGACAGACUCUGUUCAGGGACUUGUCUCUAGGAAGAUUUUGUCAGUUCCAAAUGUUUCUGUCAGUUGCAAAUACAGUUUAGAAGAUUCA